UUGAGUUAUGAUUUAUAGAUCAGCAAAUAUCAGCGACUCUUGCAAAAGCUGCAGAUUGUGAAGAACUCCUGACUGGGUCAGAUAAACAAACAGAAAUAACAAUAGAUUGUCGGUAAAUGAGAAGACUACGGAGAUUUAUUUGGAGUUGAGAUGGCAGAAGCAGCGGAAAAAGCCUACUACCGGUUUGUGGUUCUGUUUUUUAACUGUAUGCUGACAUUCGGCUCUUAUUUCUGCUUUGACAUCCCUAGUGUCCUACAGGAACAGUUUCAGGGGAAUCUGACAUGUCCAAACGGGACGGUGAGUAACAGCACUGGUAAUGACACCGGGACGUGUGUGGAGGGUUUGGGAAUGACGCCGCAGGAGUAUAAUCUGCUCUACGCCAUUUAUGCCUGGACGAAUGCUGUAGUGGUGAUCAUGGCAGGAUUCCUCAUUGAUAAGUUGGGAAACCGCUUUGGCGUGUUCCUCUUCUCAUUCCUGACUGUAUUGGGGUCGGCUAUCUUUGCGUUGGGAUCUCAUUUUAAGGGCACGACGUACCUGUUACCCCUCAUGCUGACCGGACGACUACUGUUCGGCUCCGGAAACGGAUCCCUCACCAUUGUACAGAAUCGCAUCACAGCAUUCUGGUUCCGAGGAAAGGAGCUGGCGCUUGCGUUUGGACUGACGCUGGCGUUCUCCCGCUUGGGCUCAGUUCUGAACUUUUUCUUUACACAGAGGUUUGAGUCUCUGUAUGGGAUGCAGUGGACGCUGUGGGGAGGCACGUUCCUGUGUGUUCUUGGCUUCCUGUCGGCUAUAACCGUCAGUGUUCUGGAUAAGAUGGGCAUGAAGCAACUGGGAUUGGAUGGAGUCAUACAGGAGGAAUCACGAAAAGUGAGAAUUCAGGAUGUGAAGCAUCUGUCUCUCAGAUACUGGCUGCUGGUUCUCACUAUCAUGUUCUUCUAUAAUGGGAUCUUCCCCUUCAUCGCUGAUGCCAGUAAGUUUAUCCAGGAUAAAUACAGCGGGUACAGUCAGAAAGAGGCGGCGUACAUUGCAGGUGCUGUUUAUGACAGUUCAUUGGUGCUGUCCGCUGCUGUCGGCAUCCUCAUUGACCACGUGGGGUUGCGUGGUGUGUUUGCGGUGUUGUGUGCGGUGUUGACACUUCCUGUGUUUGGACUCCUGGCUUUUACAUUCGUCCCUCCUCUCGUAUCAACCAUCUGGCUUGGCAUCACUUAUUCAUUUGCUGCUGCGAGUAUGUGGCCCUCGAUUCCUCUGGUGGUGCCACAAGCCACACUGGGCACAGCAAUGGGUUUGGCCACAUCAAUACAGAUGAUUGGCAUCGGCAUUUCCAACCUGGUGGUGGGACAGAUACUGGGCACCAAGUCUAGUGACGUGAAGAUCCCGCUGUGGAGAUGGCAAUAUAUGAUGAUCUUCAUGCUGGCUAAUACCAUCAGCUGUAUUAUCACGUCUGGCAUACUCAACAUCAUUGACUACAGACAGGGGAGCACUCUCAAUAAGACGACUAAGAAGUCAGCUGUUCAGAACACCGCCACUCAAGCAGACAGAGAUCCGCUGAUAAACAAAGAGAGAGAAGAGACAGAGGAGAUAAAUGAUGUUCCCUCUAUCAACAGGAGCUGAAGGAAUCACUUACACUCUUAACUGUUGUGUAUUUGCUAUUUUCUGUCCUCUCUUUGAUCUGAUUCUGGGACACUGGACGGUUGCUAAAGGGAAAACACACAUGCUUUCAAAGGAGUGUCAUACAGUGUUCAGUAUUAACACUAACAUAAACAUAAAGACUUCAGGUACACUGCUCUGAAGAUUUUCUUAUGGGUCAGGACAAUCCUUAAACUCAACUCUUGACUGCCAAAUUUUAGCGUUGUUUUAUUUUUUAUUGUAUUUUUAUUUUUUUCCAUAAAAUAGACGGGUCAGUUAUAUUUUCUUUUUUAUUGUGGAAUUGAUUAAGGAAGGUAUAGACUAAGCUGGUAUGGAAAUGGCAAAAAGGACUGGUCCAUUGUUUCAUGACAAAGAACAAUGACAAUGAUCAAACCGCCACUGGAUACAUCAUUUUACAUAAGCUGGUCAAUAAUGUCACCUGUUUACUAAUUUGAGAGAGUUUUGUCUCUUUGAUUACCAUGUAAAGCCAUUUUGAAAACAUCAGGGGAAAAGGUUAGCAGAAGAUGAUAUGAGUCAAAUUCAUGUAUUGACUGACAUUGUAUUACAAGAAAUUGCUUAUAAAAUGAAUUAAUAAUGUGCAUUUUGCAAUCAGGGUAUUUUAUGAAACAAAAAUAAAGCUUGUGCCACCAAA
Molecule: messenger RNA, 2278 nt
Organism: Myxocyprinus asiaticus (Chinese sucker)
Lineage: Eukaryota; Metazoa; Chordata; Actinopteri; Cypriniformes; Catostomidae
Gene: mfsd1l
Product: major facilitator superfamily domain containing 1-like
Exons: 13
Coding region: 151-1611 (486 amino acids)
Biological process (GO): transmembrane transport
Molecular function (GO): transmembrane transporter activity
Source: RefSeq, a predicted model, not a curated record